Molecule: messenger RNA, 1650 nt
Organism: Fusarium oxysporum Fo47
Lineage: Eukaryota; Fungi; Ascomycota; Sordariomycetes; Hypocreales; Nectriaceae
Product: amidase signature domain-containing protein
Exons: 6
Coding region: 1-1650 (549 amino acids)
Source: RefSeq, a predicted model, not a curated record
AUGAAGGAAACAUGGGAGGCUCGAGCAUCAGCCAAACGCGCCGCGACCUUAGACAAGAUCCCUCUGGAGUGGAGAUUAUCCUCAGAGGACCUCGAACGAGCUCACUGCCAGCGCGACAUAACCGGACCUUUCAUCGAACAGUUCCUUUGCAAAGAAGCAGUUUCUAUCACGUCCCUAAAGACUGUUGGUAUUUUAAAUGCUGUAUCCAAACAAGAACUCACAACGACGAGGGUCGUGGGGGCAUUUUGUCAACGAGCGGCGGUCGCUCAUCAAGUCAGUAAUUGUCUUCAUGAAAUCUUCGUUGAUCAAGCUCUGGAACGCGCCCGGUAUCUGGACGAUUACUUCGCCAAACAUGGAACGACGCUUGGACCUCUUCAUGGUCUACCUAUCAGUCUCAAAGACCAAUUCCACGUGAAAGGCGUCGAUACAACAAUGGGCUACGUUGGUUGGAUAGGCGGUAACCUGGGUAUUGAUCCUGACAAAACUCACACGGUCGAGAGCCAGAUCGUCACCGAGCUACUCUCCCUCGGAGCAGUGCUAUACUGCAAAACAAGUCUCCCUCAAACCCUCCUCUUUGGCGAGACCAAGAACAAUAUCAUUGGCCAGACAUUGAACCCAAUAAAUCAGAACUUGUCGUGUGGCGGUUCGUCUGGAGGUGAAGCGGCUCUCAUGGCAUUAGGCGGAAGUUCAGUUGGAGUAGGUACAGACAUUGGUGGAUCACUCCGAAUACCAGCUGGUUUUUGCGGAAUAUAUUCGAUAAAGCCAACGUCGAAUCGAUUGAGUUAUCGGGAUGUGGCGAAUACGAAUCCUGGACAGGAUACAUAUCGGUCUGUGAUUGGAUUCAUGGCGACGUCGAUUGAUGCGCUGGAGGUGAUGUUCAAAGCUGUUCUUGGGAAGGAGCCUUGGUUGAAGGAUCCAGCUGUUAUACCGAUUCCUUUUCAACAAGACGUGGCGGAGUCGUAUCAGAGAAGAGCGGAUGAUAAAGGCAACGCGAAGUUUGGUGAGAGGCCACUGAAGAUGGGAGUACUUUGGCGUGAUGGUAUGGUUGGACUACAUCCGCCUGUUCUCCGUGGGUUGAAGGUAGUGGUUGAGGCGCUGAAGAAAGCUGGGCAUAAGGGAGGAUUCCUCAGCGCAGACGGAGCGCACGACAUCCACCAGCACCUUAACCGAUCCGGCGAACCUCUAAUCCCAGAUCUACGAGACGGUCUCAAGCUUAAAACCCCGACGGAAUUACUCAAGUAUCAGGGCCUAACCAUCCAGGGCCUCGAGUUCGAGCAGCAGUAUUCCGAUUACUGGAACUCCACCGCCGACUCAGAUGAUCAGAUUGUAGACGCCGUUCUAAUGCCUGUAGCGCCUCAUGCAGCUGUGAUACCGGGGAAGUUCUACCACGGAGCGUAUACUGAUGCGAUGAAUUUGACGAAUUAUACGGCUGUUGUUAUUCCCACGAUCAGAGCCGAUAAGAAGAUUGAUGUUUUUGAUGAGGGGUAUGAACCGUUGGGGGAUAUGGAUAGGAAGAAUUGGCAAGCUUAUUUGUAUGACGGGGCUCCAGUAGGGGUACAAAUCGUAGGGCGAAGGUUCGAGGAGGAGAAGUGCUUAGCCAUAGCUCGAAUAGUCCAUGCAGUCGUUCAGAGCGUAAUCAAGACAGCGUAA